Triplophysa dalaica is the source of this 855-nucleotide messenger RNA. RefSeq names its product HIG1 hypoxia inducible domain family, member 2A (gene higd2a). The record is from RefSeq and is a predicted model, not a curated record. Lineage: Eukaryota; Metazoa; Chordata; Actinopteri; Cypriniformes; Nemacheilidae. Gene Ontology annotation, cellular component: mitochondrion. The coding region runs from base 28 to 372 and encodes 114 amino acids. The transcript has 2 exons. Gene Ontology annotation, biological process: mitochondrial respirasome assembly.
UCCUGUAUCAACCGAAGCGCUUUCAGUAUGGCAUCUGCACCGACCUCGGUUGGCCAAGAUCGGUCGACUAAAACAACCUCACCUAUCGUGUUUGAUGUAUCACAGCCUCCGGUAAUCGAGGGAUUUAGCCCGCUGUCAAGGGCAAAGGAAGAAAACUUUAAAGACAAAUUUAUCAGGAAAACAAAAGAAAAUCCAUUCGUCCCUAUAGGUUGCUUAGGAACCGCUGGGGCAUUGAUCUAUGGCCUCGGUGCCUUCAGAAGUGGCAAGACCCGGCAGUCGCAGUUGUCAAUGAGAGCCCGAAUCUUUGCUCAAGGCUUCACAGUCGUUGCCAUCAUAGUGGGUGUUGCUGCCACAGCACUGAAGCCAAAGUAGUGAAGAAACAACAGAGCAAUGACAGUUUGACCACACAGCCUUAUGUAGAUGAUGAGUGAAAAGUAAUGUAAAUGUGGAAUGAACUGAAUGCUUAAUCCUACCAUUUCUAUUUUCUUCAAAGAGAAUGGCCUAGUGCAAGAACAAAAGUCUGACAGGUGCCCAAUAUUUAUUUUAAAAGGGUCCUGAUGCGAGUCACAAAUAGCUACUUUUGUAGUUAUUUGGUGUUUAAGGGAAUUGGUAUUUUUUUCCUAUGUUGAUAAAUUAAGGUAGUGUAAAUGUUGUUUUAAAUGUUUCAUUGUGUCUUAUCUCAAUUGUCUGUUAUGUACAUUUAAGAAAAUGAUUUGAGGCACGUUGUAAUGUGACAACUAGAACCCUUAAUAUUAAACCAAUCUAUUCACAUGAAACAAUGUGUUAGUAUUCCUUGUAAAGGAGUCACAAUAAACAGUAAUUGAAUUAAGGCUUUUAUUAAAUUAUACAACAGUA